Molecule: messenger RNA, 1821 nt
Organism: Drosophila albomicans
Lineage: Eukaryota; Metazoa; Arthropoda; Insecta; Diptera; Drosophilidae
Product: activating signal cointegrator 1
Exons: 5
Coding region: 81-1607 (508 amino acids)
Biological process (GO): positive regulation of DNA-templated transcription
Cellular component (GO): nucleus
Molecular function (GO): transcription coactivator activity; zinc ion binding
Source: RefSeq, a predicted model, not a curated record
GCCGAAACAGCUGUUCAUGUAGAAUUAUUGAGUUGGCUUUUAUUUCAUAAAUUUAUACAAUUCAAAUUGGCAGCAGCAAUAUGGAAAAGUGGCUGGGCGACACUUUGUCCAAGUGCCUCGAUUGUGUGGUCACCGAUCAAAUGAUGUCCACUAUUUUGGCCAUACGCGACGACUCUGAGUUCGACAGUUACUUUGAUAAUCUGCUCAACAAGGAUAAUGAAGAGCAUCGAAUGUUUCUGUUGAACUGUCGCCACAUGCUGCUCAGUGGCAAGCAGCCGCGCAGCAGCCACCAAGCCAAAGGCAAGUCACCCACAGGUGGAGGCAGUGGCGGUGGAACCGGCGGCGGUGGUGGAGGAGGAGGAGCGGCUAAGAAGCAGGGAAAAUAUGUGAAUCUGUAUGCCAAGGAUGGCCAAGUGCUGGGUGCCAAUGUGCUGUUGAAGGGACGACGCAGCUGCGAUUGCCAGGCAGCCGAACACAAGCUGAUCAACAAUUGUCUCGGUUGCGGACGCAUUGUUUGCGAACAGGAGGGCAGCGGUCCAUGUCUGUUUUGCGGACAGCUUGUCUACACACCCGAGGAAGAGCUCAAGAUGGCCAAGGCGGCCACACGGCAGCCUAAACAACAAGCUGGCGGCAAGAAGUCCUCCAACAAGGCGCUGCAGGAGGCGUUGGCACAGCGUGAUCGUCUGCUGGAAUACGACAAGAAUAGUGAGAAACGUACCACGGUGAUUGACGAUGAGCUGGACUAUUUCCAGGAGAACUCCGUCUGGCUGACGGAUGUGGAGCGCGAGAAGUACGAGCAGCUGAAGAGCGAGAUGCAUGAUUUGAAGCACGGCAGCCGUUUGAAGCGCAAGAUUAAAGUGGAUUUCGCUGGCCGUGAGCUGCCAGAUGAAUCGUUAAUCAGCAAGGAGUACGAACAGCAGGUGUUGCGCCAACUGGCUGCAGUGAGCAAGCAACAAGCAGCAGCUACUGCUGGCACCACGACAACGUGUCUAAUUGGCCACUCUGCCAUGGGAUUGGCGCCCAAUUUGGAUGUGGCUAAGGCGCCCACUUAUCGUCCCAACAAGGAGCAACAGCAGUGGCCAGCCGUGCCCACACACGAUGGUCUGGAGCGUGUCUACAAUCGGGUGCAGGAUAAGGAGCUGCUAGAGCUGCAGGACAUGCGACAGUGUCUGUCCAUGCAUCAGCCGUGGGCCUCGCUGCUCGUGGCAGGCAUUAAGAGGCAUGAAGGUCGUGUUUGGUACAGCGAGCAUCGAGGCCGCCUGUGGAUAGCCUCGACUUCCAAGGAGCCGCAUGCAGAUGACAUUGCCCAAAUGGAGCAGUUCUAUCGAGUGCUCUACAAUGAUGACAAUCUGGAAUUCCCCAAGCAUUAUCCAACCAGCAGUCUGCUGGGCUGUGUGCAUGUUGACAACUGUCUGCCCCAGGAGGAAUAUCGGGAUUUGUAUCCUCAGGGUGAAUCCGAUAGUCCCUAUGUGUUUGUCUGCACCAAUCCCGAACAGUUGCCAAUGCUGCUGCCAGUCCACGGGGAACACAAGAUCUAUGAGUUGCCUCUGAAGACACACAAUGCCGCAUGCAAGACACUUCUUCGUGCACGCGUUAACAAAGGCUGAGCAUUUUCAUAAUUAUAAUUGAACAUUGAACAUUCGAAACAAAAUAUUUAAAAAACGCGUAGUUCCAAAACACUUUUUAAGUUAAUGUAAAGUUAGCAUUUAAAGUGCUCUAAACAAAAAUGUAAAGUAAUUUCUAGUUCCAAUAUAUGUAUUUUAAAGUGGAUGUAAAUUAUGAAUUUAAAGUGUUUGAAACAAUAAAAAUAGUCUUAAGUGA